AUGAUGAUGACGCUAUGGAUAUCGAAAAAUAAAAAUGUUUUCGUUUGUAUUAACAUUAUACAUAUAUUUUCUCACACAAUUGCGAAGCACAGUCAAUCAGUAUCGAUGCAAACGACGAAAAUUAUUUUGGCCAUAGUAUUGGCCGUAUGCUUAAUCUCCAUGCUGGAUGCGAAAUCAAGCCAGCACACUUCAAAUGAUUUGUUCCGGGAACGACUGGUGAACUUCUUACUGGAAGCUAAACGACGUGGCCUGUUAAAUGAUCAAUCACUCGAAUCUCAAGAGUCACAAGAACAUGAAAAACGUACAUCACACAGUCUAAAUAAUAAAGAAACCAAUCAACGAGGAUUCAUUCGUCGUAAAUUCGUUGGAUUAUCUGAUGAUCCAUUUUAA
This is a messenger RNA of Adineta ricciae, 390 nucleotides long. The record is from the annotation of a GenBank genome assembly. Lineage: Eukaryota; Metazoa; Rotifera; Eurotatoria; Adinetida; Adinetidae.